UGAUUUUAAUUUUUUAUUUAUUUUUGGAGGAAAGGCUCCCCUGAUUUAAGCAAAGGAAAGCACAGAUAGCGUCACUAGCACAGUUUGUUGGCAUGCUUGAGUAGGCUGUUUGUUGGUAUGUUUGAGUAGUCUCUCUCUCUCUCUCUCUCUCUCUCUCUCAUAAAUUACAUCAUGCAUUUCAGUGUGUGAGCAGCCUUCUGUAAUCAUAACCCUAUAGAUACAAACAUGAUACAUCUCCUCCCCCACAAUCCCCAAAUGUUGCUUUGUUGGAGUAUUUCUCACCUCCACCCUUCUCAAUCAGACAUGGUUGAAACCCUAUGGAUAGAGCCCACCCUUUGCCGGAAGAAAUAGGGCCCAUCCAACAAAACCAUCAGCAAAGUCUUAAGCUUUGCCUUCCAUUGUUGAAGCUCGAAAGCUCAAAAACCCAUAACCCAUUUUGGGCAUUUGCUUUCUGGGUCUCCAAAUCACUUAGAAAACUGUGCUGUGGAGCUAAAGCCUCAAAUGGGUUUUGUUUUAGAAGGCUCCAUUUCAAUGGUAUGGUGGUGAACAACUCAGUCUAUUGUGCUUCCCCUUGUUUUCUUCAAGCUGAAAUGGAGGGUAUAGUUAAGGAAAAAAUAGUCUUGCAAGAGGAAAAAGGUGAGGGUUUUGUUGGUGUGAUUGAAGAGGAGUGUAGAGAGAGUAGUUCAAGCUCUGAUUUUCUUGUAUCUGAGGCUACUAUUAAUGAAGAACACAGUCACAGUAGCUCUGAGGACUCAUCUUCACCCCCUUCAUUGAGUUGGCCUGUGCCGAAGCCUGAUUUGCCACAUUGUUCCAGUUCUGACGUUUCUCAAGGUGGUGAGAAACCCCAUUUGGAUGAAAGAAAACUGGUGAAACAAGGGUCAACAUUAUCAGAGAUUGAGAUGAUGAAGGAAAGGUUCUCAAAAUUGAUUUUGGGAGAAGACAUGUCUGGUUGUGGAAAUGGGGUUUGUACCGCAUUGGCUAUUGCAAAUGCAAUUACUAAUCUCUGUGCUACAAUGUUUGGGCAACUUUGGAGAUUAGAACCUCUUCCUGAUGAAAAGAAAUUGAUGUGGAGAAGAGAAAUGGAGUGGCUUCUUUGUGUUAGUGAUCACAUUGUUGAGUUUAUACCGUCCUGCCAGACGUUUCCUGAUGGAAGUAAGCUUGAGAUCAUGACUUCUCGACCCCGAUCAGAUCUGUACAUCAACCUUCCUGCUCUUCGCAAAUUAGAUAACAUGCUUCUUGAAAUAUUAGACAGUUUUACCGAGACAGAGUUCUGGUAUGUUGAUCAAGGAAUCCAAGCCUCAGAGGCUGAUGGAUCAUCCUCUUUCCGGAGGCCCCUUCCUCGCCAAGAAGAGAAAUGGUGGCUACCAGUGCCUAGGGUUCCUCCUGGUGGCCUCAGUGAAAAUUCGAGGAAGCAGUUGCAGCACAGACGUGAUUGCACAAAUCAAAUUCUAAAAGCUGCCAUGGCGAUAAACAGUAUUACUUUAGCUGAUAUGGAAGUCCCUGAGUCGUACUUUGAGGGUCUUCCAAAGAAUGGAAGAGCGAGCCUGGGUGAUCUGAUCUACCGAUACAUCUCAUCAGAACAAUUUUCUCCUGAAUGUCUACUCGACUGCAUUGAUUUGUCGUCUGAACAUCAAGCACUAGAGAUUGCCAACCGAGUGGAGGCCUCAAUUUACAUAUGGCGCCGAAGAGCCAAUCCAAAACCCCUAAAUAGUACCAGCCGAUCCAAUUCAAAAUCGUCAUGGGCAUUGGUCAAGGAGCUGGUUAUAGACGUGGACAAGAGAGAAUUGCUUGCUGAUAGAGCUGAGAGCCUCUUGCUUUGCUUGAGACAGCGGUUCCCUGGUUUGACUCAGACCACAUUAGAUAUGAGCAAGAUCCAAUGCAACAAGGAUGUUGGCAAAUCCAUCAUAGAGAGCUACUCUCGAGUUCUUGAGAGCCUGGCUUUCAACAUUGUGGCACGUAUGGACGAUCUUGUUUAUGUGGAUGACUUGACAAAGCAUUCCGAUCAAGUCAUGUCAAUUUCUAAGGUCGGUGUGAUUGCUCUCAAGGGUGUUGCCAUUCCUUAUUCUGUGCCCAUCUCGAGCACUCCAUACAAAACAGCUUUUACCACACCUAGCUUUUCACCUGCACGACUCAUUAGCACUGAGAAAGGGGGAGAAACAUUACCAUAUCCCGAUAGCAACAGGCUUCUGCCACGUGGGUUUGGAGUGAAGAAGAUUCUGACAGAUUAUCUUAGCAUUGAUACAAGAGGGAAAGACUGCAAUGGCAAAGUUGAAAGAUCUUCAAGUUUUAGCAUUGAUACAAGAGGUAAAAACAGCAUCAGCAACCUUGAAAGAUCAGAUUCAUCUUCAAGUAUAGUUCGCGAGGCUUCAACAUCUCAAACUGGAAUAGGAUCCUCCCAGUGUUCUAGCGACGGCAUCAGUCCACGGAUGCGGAUACAGGAUUCAGUAUGGGAAGAGUGAUAUAUUACUACAUGUGCUUUGAACCAGUUUUAUGACAUUUGGGUUCUUGAGCCAGUUCAUGUAUUUGUUUCCACAGAUGUAAACAUAGUCCAUCAGAUUGUUUGAUUCUUGUUGUAUCGAGACGUGUUAUAUGCUAAUGACUUGUGAGUGUGGUCGUCCAUUAUUUGACA
Rhododendron vialii is the source of this 2629-nucleotide messenger RNA. RefSeq names its product rop guanine nucleotide exchange factor 7-like. Lineage: Eukaryota; Viridiplantae; Streptophyta; Magnoliopsida; Ericales; Ericaceae. Bases 318 to 2459 code for a protein of 713 amino acids. The transcript is spliced from 7 exons. Gene Ontology annotation, molecular function: guanyl-nucleotide exchange factor activity. The record is from RefSeq and is a predicted model, not a curated record.